Messenger RNA from Centropristis striata (black sea bass), 1771 nucleotides. Its product is annotated as mitochondrial import inner membrane translocase subunit TIM44-like. Gene Ontology annotation, biological process: protein import into mitochondrial matrix. The record is from RefSeq and is a predicted model, not a curated record. Gene Ontology annotation, cellular component: mitochondrial inner membrane. The transcript is spliced from 13 exons. Lineage: Eukaryota; Metazoa; Chordata; Actinopteri; Perciformes; Serranidae. Gene Ontology annotation, molecular function: protein-folding chaperone binding. The coding region runs from base 24 to 1364 and encodes 446 amino acids.
UCUCCGCGCAUUUCAAGAUCAAGAUGGCAGCCUCCGUGUGUCGGUGCUACGAGUUGGUUGGCAGACGUGCCUUGACCCUCUGCUCCCGGCCUCUGGUCUCUUCAGUCUGGAGAGGAGAUGCCUACACGUUACAUAGGAGCCCAGCUGCAACUGUGCAGGUGCGAUAUGCUUCAGGACGUAAAAGUUUCCUGGGAGAGUUUGUGGAUAACCUGCGUCAGGAGUUCAGUAAGAAUCAGGAGAUGAAAGACAACAUAAAGAAGUUCAGAGAAGAGGCCAAGAAGCUGGAGGAGUCUGAAGCUCUCCAACAAGCUCGAAGGAAAUAUAAAAAUAUAGAGUCUGAGACAGUGAAGACUUCAGAGGUGUUUAAGAAGACUUUUGGCUCCCUGUCAGAGACCGUCAAGGAGGGUCUUGAGGAGGUGAGUCGUACUGACAUCGGGAAGAAGAUCAAGGAAAGUGUGGAGGAAGCUGCCAAGACAGCAAUGCACUCUGCAGAGUCUGUCUCCAAAGGAGGAGAAAAACUGGGCAGAACCAGUGCAUUCAAGGCCAUCUCACAGGGUGUGGAGACUAUGAAGAAGGAGAUAGAGGUUGGGGAUGCCGGUCCUUACAGAGCUCCCUCUCAGCUAAGAAAGAGAAGUGAUUUUUCCUCCAAAGGAGCAGAAAGCGACUCCAGGGUGUUUGAGGCCGAUGAAGAGGCGAUGGGUGUCGUUCUCCACAAGGAUUCAAAGUGGUACGCUCAGUGGAAGGACUUCAAGGACAAUAAUGUUGUUUUUAACAGAUUCUUCGAGAUGAAGAUGAAAUAUGAUGAAAGUGACAAUGCCGUCGUCAGAGCAUCCAGAGCUGUGACUGACAGAGUCACUGGCUUCCUAGGCGGACUUUUCUCUAAGACAGAAAUGUCCGAGGUGCUGACAGAAAUCGUGAAGGCAGACCCUAGCUUUGACAAAGACAUUUUCCUCAAACAGUGUGAGAAAGACAUCAUCCCUAACAUACUGGAGGCUAUGAUCCGUGGAGAGCUGGAGGUAUUGAAAGACUGGUGCUAUGAAGCUACAUAUAGUCAGCUGGCUCAUCCCAUCCAGCAGGCCAGAGCUCUGGGGCUGCUCUUCCAGUCGAAGAUCCUGGACAUUGAUAACAUCGAUCUAGCGAUGGGUAAGAUGAUGGACCAGGGCCCAGUGCUGAUUAUCACCUUCCAGGCGCAGGUCGUCAUGGUGAUCCGCAGCCCCAAGGGAGACCUUGUGGAAGGAGAUCCGGAGAAGGUGAUGAGGAUGAUGUAUGUUUGGGCGUUGUGUCGCGACCAGGAGGAGCUGAACCCCAACGCAGCCUGGAGACUUCUGGACAUCUCUGCCUCAAGCACAGAGCAGGCCCUCUAGGAGGAGGAGGAGCAACGCAGGUGAAAAGGCAGACACGGGACAUGCAAACUUUGAAGAAGGGCACGAUACAAGAUACAAGGAUGUGCCCAGAACACCUGCACGUACUGACUCACACAUAUAUACGCUAACAUGUGAGCGCAGAGUGCUCCCAUGCUCCUGUGUCGUGCCAGAGACUAUAUUUUCACACACUUGCAUUUCCAAUUGCUGCCCAGAGGAUUUAUGUGCACAUGUAUAUAUUCAUCCACUCUAUGGUGCAACGAUGUACAUGAACAUAGAGAUAAACCAACGGUAUGUGGUAUAUACAAAGAAAACUGUGCAUCCACCAACAUGUGUGUUGUUUCUUGCACUGGGUAGCUCAGUGUUUGGGUUUCCAGGUGGAGAGUGAAUACAGAGCAUUAAUUUUUGAA